GUCCAGUCUGAGAUGCUCUCUACUCUUAAAGAAUUUCAUGUGUCUUUAAAGAGCAAAGAGCCUGAAGCCCCCAUCGCAGGGCCCUCUUCUCAAGAAAGUUCCUCUUCGCAGAUUUUUAGAGUCCGCCAGGAAUCCCUUGGUUCCUUAGUAUCUGACUCGGAAGAUUCAGAGAUUCCUCCCCAGGAGGAAGGUUCUAUUGGUCAGGCGGAAGAAGAAAAUGAGGAUACUAGGACAGGCAGAUAUGUCUUUGCUGCCGACGACAUGGAAGGUCUCCUUGAGGCAGUGUACGCCUCCGAGGAGAUUCCACAGCCUACGGAAGAAAUUUCCACACAGGAUGCUCCCCUCGCGCAAAUUUCCAAACAGUCGGACCUCUCCUUUGAGGACACAGGCAACUUGAAGGAUCCUAUGGAUCGGCGGGCAGAGACCUCCUUGUGUAGGGCCUGGGAAGCUAAUGCGGCUGCCUUGAGCCCCGCAUUGGCUUCGGCCUGUAUUGCUAGGAAUGCUAAUUCUUGGAUCUCCAAGUUGAUGGAACAUGUGUCCCAGGGUUCAGACUCUAAGGGGAUUCUAGAAUCCCUUCAGCUCAUAGGGAGCGCAGUAGCUUAUUUAGCAGACACCUCAGUAGAGACGGUACGUUCUACCGCAAAGACAGGAGCCCUCCUCAACUCUGCCAGAAGAGCAGUAUGGGUCAAGAUGUGGAAUGGGGACCUUGCGUCUAAGAACCGCCUUUGUGGUCUUCCCUUCGAGGGCUCCCUCCUCUUCGGUACGGGCCUGGAUCAGGCCCUGACUAGGUCCUCAGAAAAAGGGGUGCGUUUUCCUACUAAGCCUAGACAAAACAAGAAAAAGUUUUUUCGAGGCCCCCAGGGGGGGUUUGGAGGUAAGAACCGUUCCUCGGAGAAGAAGGCCCCUUACAACAGACGUUGGGGUGCUGGGAAGGAAAAACAAAAAGGGGGUAUCCUUUUUUCCAAUCCAAAACCCAGCGACAAGGACUCCAAAUGACGGGAAGGUCGGGGGAAGACUCUCCCAGUUCCUUCCCAGGUGGGAGAGUAUUACUCAAAGUCCCCACAUUCUCCAAAUCGUAAGGGAGGGGUACAAACUAGAGUUCCGUCAGCUUCCCCCUCCAAACUUUAUUCUGACUCACUUACCCAAGGACCCUCUCAAGUCAGCAGGCCUUCUGCAAAAUGUCUCAGAACUGGCACAACAGGGGGUCAUAGUUCCAGUCCCUGUGUACCAGAGAGGGUUGGGAGUGUACUCCCACAUCUUUGUGGUCCCCAAGCCUUCAGGCAAAUUUCGAUUGAUUAUCAAUCUGAAACCCCUGAAUACCUCCCUCCUCCACAAGAGGUUUCGAAUGGAGAGUAUUUACAGCCUCAGGAGGCUCCUACUAAGAGAGGUAUUCAUGGUCACCAUCGAUUUAAGAGACGCGUACCUCCAUGUCCCAAUCUUCUUGGGUCAUCAGAGGUUCCUCAGGUUUGCGAUCGCCUCCGCCCAGGGAGUACAGCAUUGGCAAUUUGCUGCCCUUCCUUUCGGACUGGCCUCCAGUCCAAGGGUCUUUACCAAGGUCCUGGCGGAGGCGAUCGCUUUCCUGCACCUACAAGGGAUAGCGUUAGUUCCCUAUCUCGACGACUUGAUACUAUACAAUCAAAGUCGAGAUCUCCUUCUUUCGGAUCUAGCCACUGUGAUGACUACCCUCGAGUCCUUGGGUUGGAUCAUCAACAAGGAGAAAUCCUCACUCCUUCCAGAGCAGAAGAAACUCUAUCUAGGGUUUCUGAUAGAUUCCUUGGAGAGGAAGCUCUUUUUACCCAACGACAAGAUCCGGGGUCUCAUGUCAGUGGUCAGAUCAACGUUAGAAGGAGUAGAGUCCUCCUUCAGGGACAUCAUGAGAGUUCUAGGCCUAAUGACCUCCUGUAUUCCAGCAGUCCCGUGGGCUCAGCUCCACUCCAGACCCCUCCAAUUUUUCCUUCUUUCCUCCUGGGACGGAAGAAGGGAAUCCCUAGAGCUCAGAGUCAGUCUCCCAGAACCAGUGAAGCUCUCACUGGGCUGGUGGCUCAUCCCACAGAACCUACAGCAAGGUCUGUCGUGGGGCCAGAUCAAUCCGGUCAGGAUCACCACGGACGCCAGCUCAUGGGGGUGGGGCGCACAUCUGGACGAUCUCCGUGCCCAGGGUACCUGGGGACAACGACAGAAGGGGGCCUCUUCAAAUUACCGCGAGUUAUUAGCGGUCGGAGAGGCUCUGAAGGCAUUCGAGGACAGAGUCUUGGACCAGGAGGUCCAGAUCAUUUCCGACAAUGCGACCGCGGUGGCCUUCCUCAACCAUCAGGGGGGCACCAGAUCUCGCACCCUUCUAGACUUGUCCUUAGAGAUCCUGGGCUGGGCCGAGCAGAGAGUUCUCUCACUCUCGGCGGUACACCUGAAAGGGACCCUCAAUCUGGAGGCAGACUAUUUAAGUCGCCAUCCCAUUCUCCAGGGAGAAUGGGAACUAAAUACAGAGAUUUUCAGUCUAAUAUGCCAGCACUUUGGCAGCCCAGAGAUAGAUCUCUUCGCCCGCAGGGCAAACCGGAAGGUGAAGAGGUUCUUCUCUCUCUCCCGAGAACACGGCUCGGAGGGGGUGGAUGCACUGGCACAGGUAUGGAGGUUCCAGCUAGCCUAUGCCUUCCCUCCCUUGAGCCUGAUUCCGAGAGUCCUGCAGAAGGUAAAUCUAGCAGUAGGGAAGUUCAUUCUCGUCACACCCUGGUGGCCCAAGAGGGCCUGGUUUCCCGCUCUAGAGCGAGGGUCAGUGUUGCCUCCCCUACUUCUCCCUGUCCGGGCGGACCUUCUUCGUCAGGGUCCGAUUUAUCACCCAGAACCCGGCUUCUUCAAGCUGACGGCCUGGUGCUUGAGAGGCGGAACCUGAGGGAGAAGGGCUGCUCCGAGAGAGUUAUUGACACGC
This is a messenger RNA of Rana temporaria (common frog), 2923 nucleotides long. RefSeq lists its product as uncharacterized. NCBI's taxonomy places the organism in Eukaryota, Metazoa, Chordata, Amphibia, Anura, Ranidae. The record is from RefSeq and is a predicted model, not a curated record. The transcript has 2 exons. Bases 13 to 996 code for a protein of 327 amino acids.